This is a messenger RNA of Cladophialophora carrionii CBS 160.54, 4353 nucleotides long. RefSeq lists its product as uncharacterized. Gene Ontology annotation, molecular function: protein-macromolecule adaptor activity; protein binding. The coding region runs from base 1 to 4353 and encodes 1450 amino acids. Gene Ontology annotation, biological process: regulation of autophagy; positive regulation of cell growth; cellular response to amino acid stimulus. The record is from RefSeq and is a predicted model, not a curated record. Lineage: Eukaryota; Fungi; Ascomycota; Eurotiomycetes; Chaetothyriales; Herpotrichiellaceae. The transcript has a single exon. Gene Ontology annotation, cellular component: TORC1 complex; cytoplasm.
AUGGCUACCCAGAACGGCGUCGCCAGUGUCGGUCUGGGACUGCUGGACGUCAACCGACGCAGACCCGCCACGCAGGGAGGCGACCGGCCUGCACCUUCGGACAUGCUUGACGAUGGCGAUGGCUUCCCGUCAAGCUCCACCUCUGGUCAUCAUUCUCCCGUGAACGGCGCAGGUCGAGCUCAACAGAAUGGUUACACCACGCCACGAAUAAUACCUCAGGAGGCGGAAGACUAUUUGACAGCGAGACCGACCGGCCUGCUCCAACGCACAAAGAGCGACCUUGGACCCCGGCGGAAGGAGGGCCUUCAGAACGUACCUGCAGAAGACAAGCUGGCGCACAUUAGACAUGGCUGGGACGACGAGUACACGUCAAAUGAAUACCUGUCACUGUUACACUCGACUUUUUAUAUGUACUACACCGAAAAACGACACGAGAGCAAUGGGUCACAGUCGGAGGAAUCGAAGCAGUUCCCCAGCGUGGACUGGCGCAUGAAAGACAGAAUGAAGACCGUGUCUGCUGCGCUGGCAAUAUGCCUGAAUAUUGGCGUUGACCCUCCCGAUGUCAUCAAGACGAACCCCACUGCCAAACUUGAGGCGUGGGUCGAUCCGACCGCAAGCAGUGGCGGGAACACGAAAACCAUGGAACAGAUUGGCAAACGUCUACAAGAACAGUACGAGUCAUUGAGUCUGAGGACAAGGUACAAGCAGUAUCUUGAUCCCUCGAUUGACGAGACAAAACGUUUCUGCAUCUCAUUGCGUCGUAAUGCGAAGGAUGAGAGGGUGCUCUUCCACUACAAUGGCCACGGUGUGCCUCUUCCAACGCCGUCAGGAGAGAUCUGGGUUUUUAACAAGAACUACACACAGUACAUCCCUGUCGGCUUGUAUGACCUACAGUCAUGGCUCGGGGGUCCCAGUCUCCUCGUUUAUGACGUCUCACAUGCCGGCAACAUCGUCUACAACUUCGAGACACUGCUCGCCAAGCACGAAAAGGAAAACGAAGAGCUCAAGAAACGGGAUCCCAACGCCCCCAUCCAAAACUACGGAGACUGCAUACAACUCGCAGCUUGCGGCAAGAACGAGAUGCUGCCGACGAAUCCAGAUUUACCUGCCGACCUCUUCACAUGUUGCCUGACGACGCCGAUCGACAUUGCGCUGCGAUAUUUUGUUCUACAAAACCCACUCCCCAGUGGACAUACUAUUGAAGAUGGGAAGAUCCCGGUUCCAGGCCGUCUACAGGAUAGACGGAGUCCGCUGGGGGAGCUUAACUGGAUCUUUACCGCCAUCACUGAUACGAUUGCGUGGAAUAUUCUGCCGCGGAAACUGUUCAAAAAGCUGUUUCGGCAAGACCUCAUGGUAGCUGCAUUGUUUCGAAAUUUCCUGCUGAGUGAGCGUAUCAUGAGGGCAAAUCACUGUCACCCCAUAUCAUCUCCGGCUCUUCCUGAGACACAUCGACAUCCUCUUUGGCAGAGUUGGGAUCUUGCCAUGGAGAUGGUCCUAGCACAACUCCCUCUGCUUCGGGAAGCAGACGAGGGGAAGCGUGUCUACGAGUAUCAGCAUUCAACAUUCUUCGCCGAACAACUCACCGCGUUUGAGGUAUAUCUUAGCUCUGGUCCAACCAAGGAUCGAGCACCGGAUCAGCUGCCGAUCGUCCUGCAGGUACUCCUGAGUCAGGUCCACCGAUUACGAGCGUUGAUCCUCUUGAGCAAGUUUUUGGAUCUGGGCCCGUGGGCUGUUCACCUCGCUUUGAGCAUUGGGAUCUUCCCGUACGUGGUGAAACUUCUGCAGGCGGCGUCCCUGGAGCUCAAGCCAGUAAUGGUCUUCAUCUGGGCUCGAAUCAUGGCAGUCGACUCGACCGUCCAGUUGGACCUGCUCAAGGACAACGGAAUCCACUACUUCAUCUCUAUUAUGAAUCCGCGGUCGGAUAUUCCUGUUGGCAACGCCAGCGAGCACCGGGCCAUGUGUGCAUUCAUUGUGGCCACAUUCUGCAAGAACUACCCCCCUGGCCAGACCGUUUGUUUGUUGCCGGAACUUUUCAGUGCCUGUUUAUUGAACAUGGCUGAACCUGAAAAUCCCCUGCUGCGGCAGUGGUCAUGCCUGUGUCUCAGCAUGCUGUGGAAGGACUACGCAGACGCGAAGUGGAUGGGUAUCAGAUGUAUGGCUCAUUCCAGGCUCUGCGAACUCUCGCUAGAUCCCGUCCCAGAAGUGCGUGCGGCUAUGCUUCAUGCUUUGACCAACUUCAUUGGCAUACCAGAUCUUACAGACCAAGUCUCUCAGAUCGAAGAGGGCAUUGCCUCCUCAGUGCUUUUCCUGACUUCUGACGGCAGCACCUUGGUGCGGAAAGAGUUGGUCGUGUUCCUCUCUCACUUCGUCAAGCGCUACGAAAACAAGUUCAUUGUGGUCGCCUACGAACAGCUGGUGGAAGAACGGGAUCGUCAUCCAUACAAACAAUCUGAAUCAGGAAGCUUGGAGAACGGUCAAUCGCUCAAGUGGGUGCCAAUAUCGGCAAACACGAUCUACGGGUCAAUCUGGGUCCAAAUUUUGAUGCUGUCUGUUGAUCCUCACCCAGAAGUCGCACGAAACGCAUCCCUCAUUGUCGAUCACGUGCAUGAGACGCUGGUCCACUCGCCGAUGAGCCACAUGGCUUUGGCUGUUCUCGACGACCUGUUGAGAUUUGCGAAAAGAGAGGACUCCCAGCUCAAGAAAGUUUCUAGCAGAGACUCGCUGAAGCCGGUUCAAGCACAGCCUGGCACUCCUCCGCCGACCUUGACAAAACAGCAAAGCUACUUGUCUCUGAGCUUGAAGAGAGCGGGCAGCUCGCUUCGCAAUCUUGCUUUCGGCACCGGUUCAUCCAAUGCUUCCUCCAGCUCGACAAGCCCUGAGGUAUCUCCGACAAAGACGAGAGAUCUAGUCCAGCCGGUCAACACUCCCAGGAGUCGCCUCCCACCCGAAUGGAGUCGACCGCCAGACUCACCCAAUGCCACGAACACCCCAGGGUCGUAUCAUUCGGCACAGCAGCCCACUUCAGCUGGCUUUGUGCCCUUGGACCCAAAGAAACCGCCAGCGUUCCCCUUGGUGAGCACCCUGUUAGAAUGGUCAACUGAAUACUUUCGGGAACCGCAAAUGCGACCAAACGACCCGGACGAACCAGGCUCGGCAGAUUACAACUCGAGAUUAUGGCGUAGGAAUCGUAACGAGAAGAUCAUUGCCGACAACCAGCCCCUCAAAGCGGUGGCGGGCAGCUCGAGAUGGGUUCGUCCGCAGGGCUUCUUGAACAACCAGACCCAGCCAAUGAAAAUGACGUUCCACCAAUUUGAUGAUCACCUUGCCGUCGCCGACGACAAAGACACCAUCACUAUCUGGGACUUCCAGAACAAUGAACAAAUCAGUCGGUUCAGCAAUGGCAACCCUACCGGCUCCCGGAUCAACGAUGCCAAGUUUCUCAAUGAGGAUGAUCAACCUCUCCUCAUGGUGGGCAGCUCAGACGGCGUCGUCAAGGUGUACAAGAACUACGCCCAUCCCGCAGAAGUCAAGGUGAUCACAGCCUUCCGAGCUCUGACGGAGCUGAUCCCCAGCAAUAAAAAUGCCGGGUUGGUGUUUGACUGGCAACAAGGCCAAGGCAAAGCCCUCGUUGCGGGCGAUGUCAAGGUCAUCAAGGUUUGGAAUGCCGCGACCGAGCUGUGUGUGGGUGACAUUCCUGCUAGGAGCUCCAGCUGCGUGACUUCCCUGACGAGCGACAAAGUGGCGGGCCAUAUUUUUGUUGCCGGCUUUGGAGACGGUGUGGUGAGAGUCUUCGACCAAAGACUCAACCCCCGCACCGCCAUGGUCAAACUCUGGAGGGAGCACAGGCAAUGGAUCACGAACAUUCACAUGCAGCGCGGUGGCGUGCGAGAACUCAUCUCCGGUAGUCGCAAUGGGGAGGUGAAACUAUGGGACCUGCGCAAUGAUAAAGCUGUCCUGACGCUCAAUGCGACGAGCAACACACCCUCACCCUUGAAACUCGAUAAUAUGAAAGACGGCACGAGCUCUGCAAUCUCCACGCCGGAGAAACCAACCGCCCUGCUCAGGAGCCUGUCCGUGCAUGAACACGCUCCCAUAUUCUGCGUCGGCACAGAUCGACAUGAAGUCAAAACGUUCAACACCAACGGUGACGCUCUCGGGGUGUUUGAACCGUCGUCCACGCGCAUGGCUCAAUUGGCGGGCGCGGUGGGGAGUGUUGGGGUUAAUGUCGGGGUUAGUGCCGGACGCUUAGGGAUUGGAAGGCAGCCCAUUGUGGCGACGGCGUAUCAUCCUCAUCGCAUGGUGUUGGCGUGUGCGGGGUUGGGAGAUACCGGGGUCGGACUGGUUAGUUACUAG